This is a messenger RNA of Aphis gossypii (cotton aphid), 2677 nucleotides long. Its product is annotated as serine/threonine-protein kinase pelle-like. The transcript has 13 exons. The record is from RefSeq and is a predicted model, not a curated record. Gene Ontology annotation, cellular component: plasma membrane. Gene Ontology annotation, molecular function: protein kinase activity; ATP binding; protein binding. The coding region runs from base 610 to 2529 and encodes 639 amino acids. Gene Ontology annotation, biological process: protein phosphorylation; signal transduction. NCBI's taxonomy places the organism in Eukaryota, Metazoa, Arthropoda, Insecta, Hemiptera, Aphididae.
CAUAAAGAAAAAAACUAAAGAUUAUAUCUCAAGUCUAAAUACCACUAGUCAGUGGUUCUUCUAUAGUCUAUAGACAAUAGUAUUGUCCAUAAGAAUAUUCUAAAAUCUAAAUUCACAUUCGUGAACAGGUUACUGGAGUGAUGAUCGAAAAUAAUUAUUUCUGAUUUUUAUUUUUUCAUGAUUCAUGACCAAGGCAGUAGAUAGGUACUCACUAGUCAGUAGUCACUAUUCGCCAAACGCUAUACUGCCAUACUGGUCAAUGGUCAUUAUCAACUGCCACCACGACACGAUUAUUUUUACCACAGUCCACACCAAUAAAGUCUACAGAUAAGUUAUUGAUAAGAAAAAAUGAAUUUACAUUUACCUUCAUAAAUAAUUAAUACGCAGUGUCGCAGUCACAGUUGUAGACUGUAGUCACUAGUCAUACACAUCGUAGAUAUUUUAAUAUCUAUUAAUUCUAUUAAAAUGAUACUAGUUUGAAUGCGUCAUCGAUCAAAAACUCCAGUGUUCAGUGUUUAGUCAAUAGUCUUACUACUUUACUUUUAGUACAACUCUACUCUUUAAUAGCUAAGUUAGUUAUUUUUCCUAGCCUAUUUUAUUGUAAAGUUUAUGAUGAUGAGCAGCUUAAACUUAAACAAAAAAACCUAUAUUUAUGAAUUACCAUAUACUGAACGUAAGGAAUUCUGCAAUAUAAUUGACAUGAAUGAUAAAUGGGAAGAACUAGGCGGAAAGUAUAUGAAAAUUGAUUGUGCAACAUUAUUUAAAAUUAGUAAAGCUCCUAUGCGGAAUCAUUCUUCUACCGAUGAACUUUUAACGUUAUGGGGAGAACAAAAUCAUACAAUAUUAGAAUUGUUUACUAUUUUAUAUGAAAUGCAACAUUACAGAGCAAUGAUUAUACUUAAACCAUUUGUUGAUCCUAAAUAUCAUAAAUUGAUAUAUCAGGGUGAUAAAACCUUUAGUAACCUAGUAAAAACAGAAACUGGCAAUGAUUUAAAUAAUGAAGUUGGCAAUCUUAUAAAAUUGAACACUGACAGCAAUCAAAAAAGAGCAAAUAAUCUAGAACGUGAAGUUUUAAAUACUUCAUCCAAAAUAAAUGAGCAUAUUUAUUCUGAUCCAUCUGUUAUGUUUUCUUCUGCUGAAGCAUGCACACCUUUAAUAACAUACAAUGAACUUGAACAAGCUACUAAUUACUGGAAUAAGGAAAAUAUUUUGGGGAAAGGAGGUUUUGGAGUAGUUUUUAAAGGCAUAUGGAAAAACACUGCAGUUGCUAUUAAACGUCUAGAAUCUCAGAAAGGAGCAGAACAACAAUUUAAUAUUUUAGAAGCUCAAAGACAACAAUCUUUAAGAGAACUAAAAUACUUAAAUUCUUGUAGACAUGAUAAUAUUUUAUCUCUGUAUGGAUUUAGCAUUGGUGGUGAAAAACCAUGUUUAGUGUAUCAAUAUAUGAUCAACGGUUCUCUUGAAGAUCGAUUACAAUGUCGACAAGGAACUAAACCUUUGACAUGGUGUAUUCGUUUUAAAAUUGCAACAGGAUCUGCUAGAGGAUUGCAAUUCUUACAUGGAAUGGAUAAACCUUUAAUUCAUGGAGAUAUUAAAAGUGCAAAUAUUCUUUUGGAUCCAUAUUUUGAACCUCGAAUUGGUGAUUUUGGAUUGGCUCGUGAAGGACCUCUUCAAGAAUACACUCAUGUAAAAGUUAGCCAUGUUCAUGGAACAAGGCCUUAUCUUCCAGAUGAAUUUUUAAGAGGCAAAAAGUUUUCUACUAAAGUCGAUACUUAUAGUUUUGGUGUGGUACUUUUUGAAAUUGCAACUGGACAAAGAGCAUAUGACAGUUUAAGAAAUCAUAAAUUUUUGAAAGACCAUGUUGAAAAUAAUGAUUGUCCAAUUUCUGAUAUGGCAGAUGUGAAAGCAGGACCUGAUGAAAAUAAUGUUUAUCUUUCUCUUAUGACUAUUGGUAAAAAUUGUGUUAGUUAUAAAGCAAAAGAUCGUCCUGAAAUGGAACAAGUAUUAAGGAAAUUAGAUUGUGUCAUGUUACAAGAAAAACAUCAAUCUACUAUCAGACACAGUUAUUUACCAACAUUUCAAUACGAGAUGCAAAUGAGAAAACUUUCAACUCCAUCUGGAUCUUACCAUCCGCAGCCAUGGCUAUUUAGUCCUGUUCCGAGUAACCAAUUGUUAAAACAAAAUACAUCACCUGUACCUCAUUUUGGAGCAUUAACUGUUCCUGAUCAAAUCGAAGGUGUAGUUGUGCCUCAAGUAGAAAUAAAGAACAAUUGUUUUAAAGUAACAAGUAAUCCAGUGUCAACAAGAUCUACAAAUGCCUCGCCAUCCAUUAAUGAAUCACUUUCUGACAGUCAGUUGAUUAAUAAUAGUAAUCAGGAUUCGUCUAGUAUACCUCAAUUUGUUGAAUCUAAACUUCAAACUAGUGUUGAAAAAAAAAAUAGUGCUUGGAAUAAUUCAAUUCCUGGAGAAUGUGAUGAAUUACCAUUGAUAUCAGAACUGCGAUUACAAUCUAAUCAAAACUCUGUAUGAUAAACAAUAUAUUGUAUGUUUUAUUUAAAAAAUUAAUGAUGUUGAAUUUUAAUAUUUUAUUCUCAUAAGCUAAGAUAUUAGACAUUUUUAAAAAUCUAAUAAUAAGUAAUUAAGUAUUUUUGUUACAAUUAUAAUAUUAUGUAAUUGU